AGACAACAUUUUCUAACCUACACACAUCUUUAAAUUACUUGGUUUCUUACUUUCUUACCUUUCAUUCUCUCUACUAUAUUUAGUUGUUGUUAUACGUACACAUCGAUAUAAUAUUUCCACUCAACACAAGCUUUUGGCUUAGUUUUGUUGUAAAAAUGCAACAAGAAAAUAAGAAGGCAUGGCUUGUUCUCACGAUAGCUAUAUGGGUCGUCCUUCAACAGGUUAAUGCAGCUGAUGUAACCUUCAAACUCGAACCAAAACCUACACAGAAUACUUAUAACACCUUUCUGCAAAGUAUACGCAGCCAAACUAAGGAUCCAAGCUUAGUGUAUGAAGGAAUCCCAAUGAUCCGACCACCAACCAACCCAGAUACAUAUCUUUUGGUUGACCUUGAAUCUAAAAAGGAUAAGAAUGAGAUAUUCGUUACACUUGCUUUAAGUAGAAACGACUUGUAUGUAGUGGCCUUUGCUGAUAAAUUUGGAGGCAAAGUUCGCGGCCAUUUCUUUUCCAAUCUUAACAUUGACACCAUUGAUAAGGCAAAGAAAGUUUUUCCAGAAGUUCAGGUUUUCAUAAAUAUAACGUACGGGGAAAGUUACAGUCAAAUCGAAAGCAAUGCUGGUACAAACCGAUUAAGUUUUCCGUUGGGGUUUGAUAACCUUAAAACUUACAUGGAAAAGGUCUAUGGGAUGGAUACUAAGGCCAAAGAUUAUAGCAAAACUGAAGCUCGGUUCCUACUCAUCGCGAUUCAAAUGGUUGCAGAGGCCGCACGUUUCAAGUACAUCCAGGGGAGAGCUAUCGUUACUACAAAUCCUAACAAUUAUAAAAUACUGUCGUUAGAGAACAACUGGGGAGCUAUUUCGAAAGGCAUUCGGAACGCUGUUAAGAAAGUCAUCAAUCCUGCGUUAAUUUUACAAUACCCUAAUGGUACAACAUGGACAGUUACACAAGUGAGUGAUAUAAAAAAUGAUAUGGGACUCCUUAAGUAUGUUAUGUAAUACUAUACUGUGGUGUAUACCCCUCCGAUUUUUUUUUUUUUUUUCAAAUUUAAAUAAUAAAAGGAAUCGGAUUGGAGUGAGCGGUAUUCUAGCUAAGAAACUUCCAAAAAAAUAAGCUCUAUGUAUAAUGACUAAUUAAAGAAUAAUUUCGAUACUCCAAUCGAAAUAAACGCUCAUCUAAGGGACGACUUUAUAGGGGUGGCCUUGCCACAUUUUAUUAUGUAAUCUAUUUUAUUUUUUUGAAUAAAUGGGCUUGGCCCUCGUUUGCAUCAAA
This is a messenger RNA of Chenopodium quinoa (quinoa), 1269 nucleotides long. RefSeq names its product protein synthesis inhibitor PD-S2-like. The coding region runs from base 156 to 995 and encodes 279 amino acids. The record is from RefSeq and is a predicted model, not a curated record. The transcript is spliced from 2 exons. NCBI's taxonomy places the organism in Eukaryota, Viridiplantae, Streptophyta, Magnoliopsida, Caryophyllales, Amaranthaceae. Gene Ontology annotation, molecular function: rRNA N-glycosylase activity. Gene Ontology annotation, biological process: negative regulation of translation.